Lymnaea stagnalis (great pond snail) is the source of this 1942-nucleotide messenger RNA. The record is from the annotation of a GenBank genome assembly. Lineage: Eukaryota; Metazoa; Mollusca; Gastropoda; Lymnaeidae.
GACAAAAAAAAGCUUCCAGAACCUUGUAACCUCUGCCCUUUGCAAGUGUGCAGAAGAUAUUAAAACUGUUGUGCCUUGGGUCCACACGGAGUGGUCAAAACAGUUGACCGACGCUAUGUCAAAGGUAUUAUACAAACAUAGACAUUCUACCAGCUGUGCUACAUAACAGUCUCAAGUAUUUUUACUUUUAUAUACAUUCUACCAGCUGUGCUACAUAACAGUCUCAAGUAUUUUUACUUUUAUAUACAUUCUACCAGCUGUGCUACAUAACAGUCUCAAGUAUUUUUACUUUUAUAUACAUUCUACCAGCUGUGCUACAUAACAGUCUCAAGUAUUUUUACUUUUAUAUACAUUCUACCAGCUGUGCUACAUAACAGUCUCAAGUAUUUUUACUUUUAUAUACAUUCUACCAGCUGUGCUACAUAACAGUCUCAAGUAUUUUUACUUUUAUAUACAUUCUACCAGCUGUGCUACAUAACAGUCUCAAGUAUUUUUACUUUUAUAUACAUUCUACCAGCUGUGCUACAUAACAGUCUCAAGUAUUUUUACUUUUAUAUACAUUCUACCAGCUGUGCUACAUAACAGUCUCAAGUAUUUUUACUUUUAUAUACAUUCUACCAGCUGUGCUACAUAACAGUCUCAAGUAUUUUUACUUUUAUAUACAUUCUACCAGCUGUGCUACAUAACAGUCUCAAGUAUUUUUACUUUUAUAUACAUUCUACCAGCUGUGCUACAUAACAGUCUCAAGUAUUUUUACUUUUAUAUACAUUCUACCAGCUGUGCUACAUAACAGUCUCAAGUAUUUUUACUUUUAUAUACAUUCUACCAGCUGUGCUACAUAACAGUCUCAAGUAUUUUUACUUUUAUAUACAUUCUACCAGCUGUGCUACAUAACAGUCUCAAGUAUUUUUACUUUUAUAUACAUUCUACCAGCUGUGCUACAUAACAGUCUCAAGUAUUUUUACUUUUAUAUACAUUCUACCAGCUGUGCUACAUAACAGUCUCAAGUAUUUUUACUUUUAUAUACAUUCUACCAGCUGUGCUACAUAACAGUCUCAAGUAUUUUUACUUUUAUAUACAUUCUACCAGCUGUGCUACAUAACAGUCUCAAGUAUUUUUACUUUUAUAUACAUUCUACCAGCUGUGCUACAUAACAGUCUCAAGUAUUUUUACUUUUAUAUACAUUCUACCAGCUGUGCUACAUAACACUCUCAAGUAUUUUUACUUUUUUUGCUGUUGUUGUUAAUUCAACGUUUAUAAAAGAUGAUUUAAAUUCUCAUGAUUCAUAACUUCCCUUGCAUUACAGUUUGUAUUUAUUUCUGUUUCCUAAACUAAAGUUUCCCAAGCUGACUGCAGCCACACAAGCUUCUUUGUUUACUCAGACUAAUGACGAGAUGAGAAACUUAUUUCCCAAAUUAUUCUCUUUCCCUAAAUUAGGGAAGGUUCUCAACCUGCUUCAAAAUUGGGUAUUUAUUACUUAAAAAAACACUUUAUAUUAAUAAUACGAUUAUACAAUAUUUAUAAGAAAACGAAACUCUGCACAAUAAAUUGUUGUGUGUUUUAAAUACAGUUAAAAAAUUUUCUUUAAGUAUCUUUGCUAAAAUGUAUCUCCCUGUAUAUUAUAGGAUCAAAUCUAACUAUUUCGUCAGGGUGAUGAAAUAUUUAUGGUAAUACUUUUUCAGUUAUUUUAUAGUUUUCUCUGAAGUUAAGAGGGGCAAUCAAACAAAUGAUUUAAAAUUAAAUCUAUAGUUCAUCAAAAAGCUAUAACAGAUCGAUCUAUAUCUAGUCGUUGAAGUCCAAAUAAUUUGUUAAUAUUUUGGAUUUAUAGCACAGAAAUUCUAUGUUUUUAUUGUCUCCCUUGAUUGUCUUCUUGACCUCAUCCCAGGGGGCUGGUCUGUACUUGUGGCACCAGCACAAAAGCUUGUGUGUGACUCAUUUAAAG